AUGGCCACAACGACGACUAUGGGCAGCGUGCUGGCGCGAGGUCAGGCCAUCUUUGCAGUGAGACCCGCAGCGUCGAUACUUUGCCACUUGCCACGCGGGACAUUGCCACUGUCGUCCCUAUCGCCCGCCUCGAAAUGCUUCUCCGCCGCAACUCGACUUGGCCCGCUUGCCCUUCGAGCGCCUGUCAGGACGAGCUUCGUUGGUUUCAGCCAGCAACGGACAAUAUUCGGCGGGGGUGGCAAUAACAGCAACAGCAACAGCAGCAAUGCGCAGCCUAAUCGAAACCUCCUCGCCCAUAUGGAACAGCAAGCGAACAACAAUCCGUCCAGCGCCACUGCCCAGAAUGGCUUCUAUCAGGCUCUUCUCCGCGCAAACAUGCCCGAGAUCCUCGUCGAACGGUACAACACUGGACGCUACGCCACGAACGCCGCUACCGACCAAGCCUACCAGAAGGCGCUCGAACGAUUGGGCGCUGCCGAAGUAGGAGCAGGUGGACUUGGAGCCAUGGCUGGCCGUAUCCCAGCCGGCAACAGCAACACGAUGAGCAGCGAACAACUACAAGCUAUUGGACAAGCCGUAUCCGCAAAGACACAAGGAGGCAAUGUCAGCAUUUCACGGCAGGGCUCCGGCGCCAAGAGCGAGCCACUGUACGUUGUCGUCGACGAGAGCAUGGGCAGCACCAUCUUCAAAUGGGUCAGGUUCUUCCUGGUCUUUGGUCUGGUCGCAUACUGCUCGCUGGUCGUCUUCACCCUGCUCAUCGAGGCAACUGGCGUGUUGAAGAAGGUCGGCGGCGCAAAAGAUGCCGAGGCAAAGCCUGAACUACAGACAACCAAGUUCUCCGAUGUUCAAGGCUGCGACGAGGCCAAGGAUGAGCUCCAGGAGCUGGUCGAUUUUUUGAAAUCUCCCGACCAGUUUAGUACCCUGGGCGGCAAGCUUCCGAAGGGUGUCCUGCUCGUUGGUCCUCCAGGUACCGGAAAGACUCUUCUCGCACGUGCUGUGGCCGGUGAAGCCGGUGUGCCAUUCUUCUACAUGUCUGGAUCUGAGUUCGACGAGGUAUACGUCGGUGUCGGAGCCAAGCGUGUCCGCGAACUGUUCACCAACGCCCGCGCAAAGAGCCCAGCCAUCAUCUUCAUCGACGAACUUGACGCUAUUGGCAGCAAGCGCCAUGAACGCGAUGCCGCUUACGCUAAGCAGACUCUCAAUCAGCUCUUGACUGAACUCGAUGGCUUCUCCCAGGACUCUGGUGUCAUCAUCAUCGGUGCAACCAACUUCCCCGAAUCUCUCGACAAGGCAUUGACUCGACCUGGCCGCUUCGAUCGCAACGUUAACGUACCGCUUCCAGAUGUCCGCGGUCGCAUUGCUAUUCUCAAGCACCACAUGCGCAACAUCAAGUUCGACCCUGCCGUGGACGCUGCCACUAUCGCUCGAGGUUGUCCUGGCUUCUCCGGCGCUGAGUUGGAGAACGUUGUCAAUCAAGCGGCUGUUCGUGCGUCAAAGCUCAAGCAACAGAAGGUCACAGAGGCAGAUCUAGUGUGGGCAAAGGACAAGAUCAUGAUGGGGGCUGAGCGCAGAAGUGCGGUAAUCCAGCAGAAGGACAAGGUCAUGACAGCCUACCAUGAAGGUGGACACGCUCUAGUGGCGCUGCUCACGGAAGAUUCUACGCCUCUAUACAAGGCCACCAUCAUGCCGCGAGGCCACGCCUUGGGUAUCACAUACAUGCUGCCGGAGAUGGAUCAGGUGUCGGAAACAAAGAGGCAGAUGAUGGCACAAAUUGACGUGGCCAUGGGCGGCAAAGUGGCCGAAGAGCUGAUCUACGGUGCGGACAACGUGACAACUGGAGCGAGCUCGGACAUCACGAACGCUACUCGAAUUGCGUACUCGAUGGUCACCAGGGCCGGCAUGAGCGAAUCGCUGGGCAACAUCGAUCUUGCGAACAACUAUAACAAGCUUUCCGGCGAAACCAAAAAACAGAUCGAGUCUGAGGUUCGACGGCUUGUUGAGGAUGGCAGAAAGCGUGCCGUCGACCUUCUAACCAAGAAUCGAGAAGGAUUGGAACGUCUGGCCAACGCUCUUGUGGAAUACGAAACUCUUAACAAGGAGGAGAUCGAGAAGGUUGUGAGGGGCGAAAAGUUGACCGACAAGCUCAAGGUCGACGUCAGCACUCCCGUCAAGAUGCCCGAGCCCGGCUCAUUCUUACCACCUCCACCUCCACCUGGAGUUCCCGUUCCAGGCGUUGGUUCAGGUAGCCCCGACCCACCGUCAGGUGGCCAGGUGGCAGGCAGUCCUUAG
Messenger RNA from Fulvia fulva, 2289 nucleotides. RefSeq names its product Mitochondrial inner membrane i-AAA protease supercomplex subunit. The transcript is spliced from 2 exons. The record is from RefSeq and is a predicted model, not a curated record. Gene Ontology annotation, cellular component: mitochondrial inner membrane. Lineage: Eukaryota; Fungi; Ascomycota; Dothideomycetes; Mycosphaerellales; Mycosphaerellaceae. Gene Ontology annotation, molecular function: ATP hydrolysis activity; metalloendopeptidase activity; ATP-dependent peptidase activity. Gene Ontology annotation, biological process: mitochondrion organization; protein quality control for misfolded or incompletely synthesized proteins. Bases 1 to 2289 code for a protein of 762 amino acids.